UUCUGGCUUUUAAGGCUACACGUACAGACAUCACACUGUGUUGUACAUUCUAAAUGAAGACUAAACCUUUAUAAAAUAUGAUGUUUUAGCUGUUUACAAAUGGUGAUUAAUUUAUAUUUAAAUAUUUUAUUACAUCAAUUAAACUCAGAUUUUAAAAAAAAAAGCUGAAUUGAAUUAACAUGCUAAUGUUUAUAUCAAAUCAGAAGGAAAUCAAGAUUAUCCUUUAGGAUGUGUGUACUAGUUAAUGUGUCAGAUUUGAGUCAAGUUAUUUUUCAACUAAUUUGGAUUAUCAUUGUGACUAAUACAUGUAUGAACAAGACUUUUGUUGUCGGUUUCAAAACGUGCAAAGAUAUGAUGGAAGAUAGUAAUGGGCUACAAAAUAAUGAAACAUUUGAAGAAGUAACAUUUUGUUUUACUGAUAUCCUCGUAAACAACGUAAAGGUCAUGAUAUUUCACAAUAAUACUGAGCUCCAUACAAAGAGUGACAAAGUAACAUUUAAUUGGAAAGAAAACAACAGUUAUCACUUCUUACAUAUUCAUAUUUAUAACAUCACAGAUUCCGACUUAACGGAAUGGAAACUUAUUUUACGAAAUAAAGAAAUUGAAACACAGUUGUAUGAAAAGAGUUUUAGAUUGUAUACAGAUUCACAAGUUCAAUUCCAUUCAACUAAAAGGACUGAUCAGAAUGAAUUAACUGAAGAGAUAAUUUGUAAAAGUUCAAAUUUUCCUAAAAAAAUCGAAAUCAUCAACCGAUGUGAGGAUAUCAAGUUGGAAACAAUUACAUAUAAUUCUAAAAAUUAUAAAAGGACGUUAGCGCUAAAGCUUGUUAGAAAUUCGAUUUAUCCUUCGGAAACACAUUUAGAUUUGGCAACUUAUGAAUGUAGAGUAUUGGAUUUUCAAAACAAAGUUACGUCAACAUUUUUGGAUGUACAUACAAAUGACGCAUCAGCAUUUUUCUGCCCCUUAAAAGACAAAUUAUUUAAAGCAAACGUCAAUGACACGGUUUAUAUUCGUUUCAAAGUGUUAGCUUAUCCAGAGAUUACAUCAAUAAUUGUAACCAAAUCUAAUAGGAGUCAAGAAGAAAAUUGGAGAGUUGAGAAAAAAAAGUUAUCCAAAGUACUUUGGUUUCUAGAUUUUACAAAAGACAUUCUACACGAAGAAGACUUUGGUAACUACACUGUCAAGGUCACAAAUAAUGUGGACACCCAUGCUGUUGAAAGCUUUGUAAUUAGUUUAAAAGAUUCACUACGAAAUAUUAAAAUAUCUUCAACUGACAACUGUACCGAUGAAACAUCAACAGUUUUCUACAGACUAAUCAAAUCAGGGCUGCCUCUUUCAGAAUCUCUUAAUAUAACCAUGCCUAUUCAAGCUAAAAUUGUACAAAAUUCCUUGGCCAGUGAAUAUCUGAUCAAAUUUUAUGUACGCAAUUGUACACAGUUUAUCGGGAAACAGAACAUGUUUCAAAUACUGGCUGGAUCUCAAAAUAUAAACAUUUCACUUAGCGUUAGCGACAAAUUAUACACUAUACCAACAUGUGCUGUAACAAAUCAAGAGACAACUUUAUUCACAAGUAUCGGAGAGAGUGUUACAUUUACUAUGUGUUUAAUAUCAGAGAAUUUAAUUGAAGAAGCCAAUGUAGGUUUUAAUAAUAAUACGAUACAAAAGUAUACCACAUCGAAAUAUUCUGUGAAAGUCGAGCGGGACCAAAAUCAAUAUAACAUAACAUGGACGAUAAACAAUAUAACAAGAGAGGACAUCAAGUUUUAUGACUUCAGAGUGAGAGACAAUUUAAAACGAACAACUACGUUUAUAGCAAAUUUAAAUUUAAAAGAAGGAAAUCCAUAUAUGUGUAACAAUACACCAAUAGUAAAGAAUGUCACAAAUAAGACAAUAUACGUUAUGUUUUGUAUUCGAUCUUAUCCAGUCCUGAGUCGAGCUAUUAUUAUUAAUGGCAUUUUGUACCGAAUCAACACAACUAAUGACGUCAUAGUGGAGUCUCAUGUUGACAAAGAAACAUUUUCAAAUUAUAUAGCGCUAACGAUUCCAGUCAUUGACAGUCUGAAGACAGUGAACAUUACAGUCAUGUCUGUCAAGAAUCUGACUUUUUCAUUUAUUGUUAACAUGGAUCAAACUGAUGAAAUUGCUAGAACGUUAACAACAUUGACAAGUAUCACAUCAAAAACGAGCAAUACGACAACUGCUUUUCAAGAGCCGUUGGAGACACCAAGGGUUGAGUACGACGAAGAAAAGAGUUCCAAUACUAACAUUAUCAUUAUCUCCGUUCUUGUUGCGGCUAUUACCAUCUCUGUAAUUGCUCUACUUGUCUAUUUCAUUUACUUCAAACGCACACUAGUCAAAAGGAGAACAUCAUUCAAAUCAAGAUCAAGACUAAAAUACCUCAAUCAACCUCAUUAUAAUAAUAUGGAAGAGUUAAAGUGCCUAAAAGUGGACAAAGAUCAAAACUUGUCCAACUAUGAAACAAGAUAUGCGAACAUAGUCAAGGAACGUAAUGUAGAUCAAGUUGUUCAGAAUGGAACUCGAAAUACAGAGAUGGCUCCAGGUCGCUUCAGAAAUGAGGAGGGCUUGAUCUACAUCACCAUUGACCAUAGUGACCUACAGAGUAGAUCUUCUAAGUCCAUCUCAAAAGCCUCACAGUCAGAAACUGAGAGUAAUUACGUCACGAUAGACCCUUUCAAAACCAAACAUUUCAAGUAAAACUGUAAGCCAUGACACACACAGACACACUCACAAAAUGAUGGUCGAGAAUGACAUAGAAGGACUGGAUCUAAUAAAAUUUUUUCGCAUCACUUUUGCUGACUAGGCCGUGGGAGAGUUCUCUUCAACAAGUGGUUUCCGGUACUUCUGUGAUUAUAGUCGCACUACUCUCAGAGCAAGAAAUAGUAGCACAGCAUCUACUGAACGGACGGAAUAGCGAGCCGGGAUUUCUAGCGCUCAGCUAGCCUAGUCUUAAGUUAGUCUCACAAAAAAUGUAUAAUAAGGAUUUUUUUUAUAUACUAAAUCAGCAUUAUGGAUUAUCUUUCUUGAAUUAUUCACGAGUUUUAAGAUGUCAUUAACAUUCUUCAAGCAAUACAAGGGAGAAAAAGUGAAAUGUUGAAAUGCUUGGUUGUUAAAGUGAAAAAUGUGAAGAGAAAAAAAAACCUGAACAUUCGGCGAGAGAUUGAAAUUGAAUGCAAACACUACCAAAAAUGCUAUUAUAAAAACAAUCAUUGCUGCCAACUAAAAAAAAAAAAUAUUGUAUAAAACAUUUAAAAGAGUUAAGAAAUUUAAUUCUGCGAUGCUAAAAAAGACACACAAAUUCUAAUUUGUUUUUCAACAUACAUAGCUGAUAAAUGCUUCCGUAAAAGUUCCGUACUUUGUACACCGAAUACCCUGGAAAAUUUUCCUAUACAAUUAUGUCUUGUUAUCAUAUUUUAUAAAUAUUGUUGUUAAAUUCCCUUUAUACUGUAAACACAUUUGGUAUGCAGGCCUAGUGUUACUUUAUAUUUUAAUUACUAGCAGUCAUCAGAUCAAGAAAUCAAACCACGAAUGUUGGCACUACAUAGAAUUAUUUAUGAUUAAGAGUAAAAUCUAUUUAAUCGAUUGCUUAAUUAUUAUAUGUUUUUUACUUUGUCAUGCUUAACAUUUCAAGAUAUGAAGAUAUGGUACAUAUUAUUUUUUAAUGCUGACCCGUGUUUGUAAACAUUUUAGUCUCUAAGUGGUGUGGGUCUCUUUGCAUAAUCAAAACUUUUGUACAUAAUAUAACAUUCAUACGAAACUAAACCAUGUUUUUAUAUUUGUACGAAGUCUCAGGUAUGUAUUUAUGUUUAAGCAAGUGUACAAUGUAUACUACAAACUAUAUACAAUUUGUUAAUGAUUCUUCCAAAGACAUGUGUUAAUGUACAAUUAAAUUCUUGUACUGAACUACGCCCAUGUUUAGAUUUCACCGUUAUGAAAUGUGUAAAUGCUUGUAUUGUUUAUGUACAGGGGCAAUUAUCAAAUGUUAUAAAUUUAUUAUAUUAAAGUGAUGAAAUUAAUAUCAA
Biomphalaria glabrata is the source of this 4040-nucleotide messenger RNA. RefSeq lists its product as uncharacterized. The transcript has 13 exons. Bases 229 to 2715 code for a protein of 828 amino acids. The record is from RefSeq and is a predicted model, not a curated record. Lineage: Eukaryota; Metazoa; Mollusca; Gastropoda; Planorbidae.